AUGGCAGACGAAGAUUCCACAUCCCCAAAGCCAUUUCGGGUCAUUGUUAUUGGGGCCGGUAUUGUCGGCUUGUCGCUCUCACACGCUCUACAACUAGCCAAUAUCGAACAUGUCGUCCUCGAAAAGCACGACAAGAUUGUUUCACUAAAAGGCGCAGCGCUGAUUAUCUGGCCGGCUGUCGCACGUAUCUUCGAUCAGUUUGGUAUUCUCGAUAGAAUCACCAAGACCACGUCGCCCGUUGAUGCUUCCUACAAAAGAUGGCCAGACGGGAGUUUGAUCUGUCGCGAUGAUACUAUGCAGGCUGUGAGCAAACUGCGCCUUGAACGUAUCGAGCAAACUGACACGGGUGUUCGCGUCCACCUAGCCGAUGGCUCUACCGAAGAAGGAGACUUGGUCAUCGGCGCAGAUGGUGUGCACAGUCAUGUUCGCAAGCUCAUGUGGGACCACGCCGACAAAUUUGAACCUGGCAGCAUCCCCGAAACCGACAAGGAAGUCAUGUCGUUUGGAGAAUACAGAGGUUUAUUCGGCGUCAGCACGGUUCCAGACAAUGCUCAACUCGGCACCUCCAACACGAACAUGAUUCUCGGCCAGGACGUUACCAUGCUUCUCUUUUCGCAGAUGGGGAGGGCUAUGUGGGGUAUCACUUUCAAGGACGAAUUUCAAAAGGCAGAGCAGAAAGGUAAAGCUACUGAGGCAGAAAUUGAGGCGGUGGCGGAGAGGUUCGCCGAUCUUCCUAUGACAAAGAACAUCACACUGGGCGAUGUAUGGAAGACAAACGAACGGCACGGCCUUCUCUAUGUCGAAGAAGGCGUCCUGAGUAAAUGGCAUGCCGGGCGCAUAGUCCUCGUGGGAGAUUCAGCACACAAAAUGACAGCCGACCUCGGCAUGGGCGCCAACAUAGCCGUCGAGUCCGCCGUCCACCUCUGCAACAUCCUACACCGCGAAUUCGCCUCCAACCCCACUCGUCGCAUCUCCACCCCCGAUCUCGCCGCCUUGUUCGCCGAAUACCAAGCCGGUCGCCACGCACGAGCAAAGGAAUACGUCGAGACCAGCGGCAAACUCACGCGCAUGAACAGCUACCAGUCACGCUUUAAUUACUUCUUUGCUGGGUAUUUGCACAAGUACAUCGUGCCGUCUCAGAAAGCGGGGCUCAUCGAAUCGCUGAGUGUUGCGCCUAAACUGGAUUAUGCGCCGACGAGGACGAUUGACGAGAGCGCUGAGGGGUGGCACUGGAUGGAGAAGCAAGAGAUGAAGAAAGGGAAGAAGAGUGGUUGGUUCAAGUACAUGGUCUUGACAUCGGUUGUGGGGGUGACUGCCGCGUAUAUGGCACGUGCUGGGCUACCAGCACUGCUGAUGAAGUUGACUGUGUAA
Alternaria infectoria is the source of this 1371-nucleotide messenger RNA. RefSeq lists its product as uncharacterized. The transcript has 3 exons. Gene Ontology annotation, molecular function: FAD binding. The coding region runs from base 1 to 1371 and encodes 456 amino acids. The record is from RefSeq and is a predicted model, not a curated record. Lineage: Eukaryota; Fungi; Ascomycota; Dothideomycetes; Pleosporales; Pleosporaceae.